Molecule: messenger RNA, 1429 nt
Organism: Neurospora tetraspora
Lineage: Eukaryota; Fungi; Ascomycota; Sordariomycetes; Sordariales; Sordariaceae
Exons: 1
Coding region: 331-663 (110 amino acids)
Source: RefSeq, a predicted model, not a curated record
AGAUAAGGUACCAAAUGGAAGAGACGGGACUUACCCAGGCUACCUACGCUACCCGUGUAUAGGUACCUUCCUUUCCGUGUAUGUAGGUAUGUGUGGGUGUAAGGUAGGUAUGUAUGUGUGCUGCUUGCUUGGGGCUUGCCGUUAUGUAGUAGUCGCCACUGCCACUUCCACUUCCACUUUACACUUUGCUUGGAUGAGGUGAGGGUGGUCUGGGUGAUGAUACCGGAAGGGGGGAAUAUAGGUAGGUAGGUAGGUAGGUACCUCUAGGUAGGUAGCGCCGUAGCGAGCUGGAGGUGGAAACGACAUGAGUGGCCGGACACGCACGGCUCGAUGAUCCAUCGGUUCGAUCGGUUCCAUGGUUGUUCUAUGGAAAAGAAAGUGAUAUCAUGGCCUGUUUCUGCUACCCUCCUUCUGUGCGGUUACAUACUUAUAUGCAGAAGCCUACUUAGACGGCACCAAAAUGUAGAGAAAACUGGUAGUGUGUGCCGGAUCGGAUCAGUCAGUUCCCGUUUCGUCCUCGUCGUCGUCUUGUUCGUCGUCGUCGUCGUCAUCAUAAUGAAACGACUGUGUAACAUAACAGCGGGAGGAUUGAUACCACACACACUCCCCGGAUCCAGAUCCAUGAAAAUUGUGAUAAACCAAUAUACCAAAGACCAUGGAUAGCCAGCCGUGCAUUAGUAGCACUGUGACACCAGACACGCAGCCUCCUAGACUACUUCUGCUCUUGAGCUAUAGCAUAGAAAUUUGGAAAUGGGAACCGGCAACAAAUAUAUGUAACAUGGCAUUUCCAAGACAUCUAUCUGUUCCCGUCCGUCCAUGAUCAGAGAGAGGAUGCAGUUAUAAAAAGAGAGUGCGUGCGCGCGUGUGUGGAUGAAAGUGAAAACGGGAAAACGGGAAACGAACGAAAUACGGGAAAUGGGUUACUACUUUUCCAGCCUGAACUUGAACAUCGGACCGUAGCCCGCGGCUAAAGUGCUGUAGACGUUGACCGACGUUGUUGUUCAAGCCUUGGUUGAUCAGUCGGUCGGUCGGUCGGUCGGUCGGUCAGGUGCCAGUCAGUCACUCAGUGUCUGAGUAGGUACUACAUAGGUAGGACCAAACGUGAUUUCCGUACACGUCCAACAACUCCGUCGACAUUUCACCAGUGAAGAGGUACCGGACUCUGGUCAUAUCAUUGCGGAUGGGUGUAUACGAGAGAUAGAGAGAGAGAGUGGUCGUUGGACACAAGACACAAAAGGUCUCGGAAGAGGGCCUGUUGUCUAAUUUCCAUCGCUCUCUCUUCCAUGGGAAAACCUGAAACUUGCCAUGUCUUGCCCAUUUUCCAUUUUCUAUUGUCUGACAAGUGACAAUUCGUUGACAGCCUUAGACUUAGGUCAAUAUCCGAAAUGGUGCAUUUGUUUUCCUCAAAAAAAAAAAAAAAAAAAAAAAA